Messenger RNA from Schistocerca piceifrons (Central American locust), 2722 nucleotides. RefSeq names its product transmembrane 9 superfamily member 2 (gene TM9SF2). Lineage: Eukaryota; Metazoa; Arthropoda; Insecta; Orthoptera; Acrididae. Bases 203 to 2431 code for a protein of 742 amino acids. The record is from RefSeq and is a predicted model, not a curated record. Gene Ontology annotation, biological process: protein localization to membrane. Gene Ontology annotation, cellular component: membrane. The transcript is spliced from 16 exons.
CUUCCUGCUUAUGAAUUUGUAUGUAGACGUUUCAAAGUAAUUGUUAUCAGGUGCCCUACGUGUCAGAGAUGUGUUGUUGUGUAAAGAAAGUUGUAGUUUGUGUGGGAAGUUAUUGAAAUUUAUUUUUUUGUAAAUUUUUGUCGUAUGCGUUUGUCCUUAGAGUCUAUGAGAAUUAUAUGUGGUAGCAUCAUUGUACGUCAACAUGUUCUGGACUGUUGUUUUUGUUGUUGGAGUGACAUUUUUUCACCCUUCGGAACAGUUUUAUUUGCCGGGCCUCGCCCCUGUCAAUUACUGUAAGCAGGGUGAGGACAUCCCCACGACUUGUGAGUCAGUUGUUACCCUGUACGUGAAUCGACUGAACACCGAGGAGUCAGUGAUACCCUAUGAAUAUCAACAUUUUGACUUUUGUGAAAUUGAUGAAUCAAAAUCACCUGUUGAAAACCUUGGACAAGUGGUUUUUGGUGAAAGGAUACGUCCAUCAGCAUAUCAGAUUAAGUUUUUGGAAGACCAGUCAUGCUCUGUAGCGUGUAUCAAGAACUACACCGGCACUGACAAAGACUCUGAGACAAAGCUUGGGUUACUUAGAAGAGGCAUUGGCUUAAACUAUCAACAUCACUGGAUAAUUGAUAACAUGCCUGUCACAUGGUGCUACCCAUUGGAUUAUGGGAAUACAUAUUGCAGUACUGGCUUUCCAAUGGGAUGCUAUGUAAAGGACAAGAAGUCUGGCCAGGAUAGUUGUUCUGUUGUGAAUAUGCAGACUAACAGAAAAGCACACUAUAUUUUCAACCAUGUUGAUUUGCAAAUCACUUACCACAGUCCUGAAGGAAUGGAUUGGGACAUUGGUUACCAGGAUAAAGCUGGCAGAAUUAUCUCGGCAAAAGUAACUCCCCGGAGUAUAAAGCAUCCAAAUAACAAAAUUGACUGCUCCAGUAAAGAGCCCAUGGAAAUUCCAAGUGAAUGGAAGAAAAAUCAGAAGUUAUCUAUACCAUAUACAUACAGUGUGAAGUUUAUGAAAAAUAACACUAUAAAGUGGUCAUCACGGUGGGAUUACAUAUUGGAGUCAAUGCCUCACACAAAUAUUCAGUGGUUCAGUAUCCUGAAUUCCCUAGUUAUUGUUUUGUUCUUGUCUGGUAUGGUCGCCAUGAUCAUGCUGAGAACAUUGCACAAGGAUAUUGCUCGUUACAACCAGGACUCACUCACAGGAGAUUUUCAGAGACAGCACAUGCUAUCUGAAGCCUACAACCUCAAACUGCUAGAAUUGGAGAAUGUCUUUAAAUAUCAUGGCAAAUCUGGCCAACAAUUCAAGCAGCUGGCACCUGUUGUGAUCGUCGCACAACAUACAACAGAAUCCUACAAUGCAGAAGAAGAAUGUAUGAACAACAAGGCAGCUUACAAAAAACUAAAUGAAGAAAAGAAGGCAAUAGCCGAGGAAGUCUUAAAUUCAAUUGAUUCAGGCGAAGAUGCCCAAGAAGAAUUUGGAUGGAAACUAGUACAUGGAGAUGUUUUUCGACCACCACGGAAAGGGAUGUUGCUUUCUGUUCUCCUGGGCUCAGGGACACAAGUUUUCUGCAUGUCGCUUGUCACUUUAGCAUUUGCUUGCCUUGGUUUUCUGUCACCUGCAAAUCGUGGAGCUCUUAUGACAUGUGCAAUGGUACUGUAUGUGUGCUUUGGGACACCUGCUGGAUAUGUUGCUGCCAGGAUCUACAAAAGUUUUGGUGGAGAGAAAUGGAAAUCCAAUGUUCUACUCACAUCAAUGCUAAGCCCAGGAGUUGUGUUCUGCUUAUUUUUUGUUAUGGACCUUAUUCUGUGGGGCAAGGGCAGCUCUGCAGCUGUUCCAUUUAGCACUCUGGUUGCUCUGCUUGCUCUAUGGUUUGGUGUUUCUGUUCCACUCACAUUCAUUGGAGCUUAUUUUGGAUUUAGAAAACGAGCUAUUGAGCAUCCGGUUAGGACAAAUCAGAUCCCACGAAAGAUUCCUGAACAAAGCAUUUAUACACAACCAUUGCCAGGAAUAAUAAUGGGUGGUGUUCUCCCAUUUGGGUGCAUCUUUAUUCAGCUGUUUUUCAUCCUUAAUUCUAUUUGGUCCAGCCAGAUGUACUACAUGUUUGGAUUUCUCUUCCUUGUGUUCAUCAUACUUGUUAUCACUUGUUCAGAGACAACUAUUUUGCUGUGUUACUUCCAUCUAUGUGCUGAGGAUUAUCACUGGUGGUGGCGCAGUUUUCUCACGAGUGGUUUCACAGCAUUUUACUUGUUUGUCUAUUGUAUCCAUUAUUUUGUAACAAAACUGAACAUUGAGGAUGCUGCAUCAACCUUCCUGUACUUUGGAUAUACUUUAAUCAUGGUUUUCCUGUUUUUCCUACUCACAGGAACCAUUGGAUUUUUUGCCUGCUUCUGGUUUGUACGAAAGAUCUACAGUGUAGUUAAAGUUGAUUGAAGUGAAGUCCUUCAGUGAUAAUGGUACUCUGGAUUGAAUAGAAGUGAAGUCAAGAAAAGUGAAUUGAUGUCAAAAGUGCUUUAAAAAGUGCUAGAAUGUCUGUAAAGUUUGAGAGGUGGUUUCGUAAAGAAUGCUCACUAUAGGGACAUUAGUGCUGGUUCUUAUAUGGACUAUAACAGAAAUAUUUUCUGAUGUCUGAUGUACUUCAAAUUCUUUUGUAUAACUGCAGUGCUGUACUGCUGGCUGAUACUAAUAUUAAGAGUAGCAAAAGAAAUAAAUUUAAUACUGUAA